Messenger RNA from Carassius carassius (crucian carp), 886 nucleotides. RefSeq names its product L-asparaginase. The coding region runs from base 95 to 796 and encodes 233 amino acids. Lineage: Eukaryota; Metazoa; Chordata; Actinopteri; Cypriniformes; Cyprinidae. The record is from RefSeq and is a predicted model, not a curated record. Gene Ontology annotation, molecular function: protein binding. The transcript is spliced from 7 exons.
GCGAGACACGUGACCGUUCGCGCCAGUAUAUUCACUCAAGCGCGGCGACCCUUAAACGAACGACAAUCUGUGAUUUGCGUGUUAUUCUUUCAUUAUGGGAGUCUGUAUGUCAAGAAAAGAGAUCCCUGAUGAAAUCUACAGAUACUGGUCUGCUGUAGCGUCUUCUCUUCGCCUCGGCUGGCUUGGGACGAGUAACGUGAGGACGGAGAUGAAAGCGUGCCAACUUGCUCUUUUCCCAAAUCUGUUGAACUCCUCAGCCGUAGAGGAAGAUAUUCUUGGCCUGGAGGAACAUCUACGAGAGGGUGCUGAUGUCUCGGGUGGUGAUGAGCGUGGUCGGACACCUCUACAUGUGGCAGCAGGAGAAGGCCAUUUAAACGCUGUUCGCUUCUUGCUGCAGCAGGGAGCGGAUGUGAAUGCCACGGACUGUGAGGAAGAAACUCCACUUCGAGAUGCCAUACGCUGCAAGAGUUUGGAGGUGGUGGAGCUGUUAAUUUCUGCAGGGGCACGUUUGGAAAAAUCCUCAGAGGAACUUGGGGUUGAGAUGUGCUGUCUUGCAUUCCUUGGAGACACAGAACAGAUGGAGGCGUGGAAGAAGGCUGGGGUCAGUUUUAAUGUUUCUGAUGCUCACGGUCGAACUCCCUUACAUGUGGCGGUGUGUACCAAUCAGCCUGAAAUGGUGAUGUUCUGUGUUCGCAAUGGAUCGGAUCUUGAGCAAAGGGACAGGUUCAACAACAGGCCUGUAGAUGAUGCUCAGAGACUAGGCUUACAACACAUGGUGGAGCUGUUGAGUUAUUAGGCCCUCCGUCUCAACCAGGCCCAGAACACUGAGGAACAGCAGGUGUCUGCACUUGUAAAAGAGUUCAAAGUUUGUUGUAAUUUGUCAUUG